This is a messenger RNA of Clonostachys byssicola, 315 nucleotides long. The record is from the annotation of a GenBank genome assembly. NCBI's taxonomy places the organism in Eukaryota, Fungi, Ascomycota, Sordariomycetes, Hypocreales, Bionectriaceae.
AUGUUGAAGAUCUCGGUGUUGUCGAAGAUACCGGGCGUCACUUCCUACAGUAGAAUCAGCACGGUACUUGAGCUUCUCCUCGGUGGGCAGCUCGAAAAGGUUCUUCCCAAUGGCGAACUGCUCAUCGACCUCCUCUUGGCUGAGGCCAAAGUUUACGAUGUAGAAGAAACCGACCUCUUGCAGAGCCUUGAACAGCUGGUUGGCGAGAGCCUCUUUGCCUCCAGGCUGGUCGAACUUGGACAGAUCAAGCGUUACCAGAUUAGCCCAAUCCACUACGACUGGUCAAUACAACGAACUGAGAUGUCAUUCAUCUAG